Molecule: messenger RNA, 11097 nt
Organism: Caenorhabditis auriculariae
Lineage: Eukaryota; Metazoa; Nematoda; Chromadorea; Rhabditida; Rhabditidae
Source: the annotation of a GenBank genome assembly
AUGUUCUCCAAGUCGAGCAACCUGCUCGGCACGUCUUCCAUCAUCCGCGACACGCACCUCAACGAGGAGGCCAAGCUCCGUCAGAGGCGACUUUCGCUCCUGAACCAACGUCGCGACUCCCUCGUCGGCUACAAGGCUAAUGUUCGCUGGUCUUUUUUUUUGAUUUUUUAAAUUUCUGGAAAUUAAAACACUUGAACAGCACUUUUCGCAUACUCCUCUCUCUUCAAAGAUACUAAAAAAGGCGGGAAAAGCGGCUCAGAGCCGUAGCUGCUCAACGAGCAGAAAUUGAGUUUGAAGAAUACUUUUUUAAGAGCACAGUAGAAAAAAGAUGAAGUUAUCUGCGCUAAAAUCUUUUUUUUUUUUGAAUUUAAUCACUGUGUUUCUUACAACAAUGGAAACAUAUGAAUAAACUUGCAACGUAUUACUUUUAAGUUUUCGAAACUUCUAUGCAUCCAAAAAGAUUUUUUUCUUACUUUUUCGCCUUUUUUUACACUCGGUAGUGCCGGAAAAACAAUGAAUUUUAGAGGUAUAGAGCUUUGAAUUUUUCUUUUCUUUUUUUUUUCGAUUUUUGUAGUUAUCAAAGCUCACUUCGAAACUUCAUAUUGAUCUUCAAAACCUGGACGUCAAGUUGAGGAUUCCAGAAAAACCCAACCAAUAUUUUUCUUCCAGCGUCAUUGGUACAUUGUUAAGUGCACAUGAGUGUGUGUUGAUCUUUGCAAAAACAGACGGCAACUGACGGGGAAAUAAUUCAAUGAAAUGGUGUCUACUUUUACAGUUACCGAGAACAGCGAAAAAUAUUAUCAUUUUUCGGCAAACGAGAUGGGAUUCAGGUCAGCAUACACCAGUACACGGAGGAUCCAACAGUUGCCUGGGAGAUGCUUCGGGAGAAACGGCCCGUUAAACCGGUUCGGCAGGUGAGGAUUUGAGAAAAUACCUUGAUUUCUAUAAAGUUGCGGCUCUAAAAAGUCAAAAAUCAGGUUCGCUUCUUAAAAUUCUUACUAGUGUGAAGUUAGUAGAGAAGCUCUGAAACUUUUUUUUUUCAAAUUGCGUAGUUUUGAAGUUUAGGCGACAAAUUUAUCAUUUCCUGCUUCAAAAUGGGAUCCUAAAAAAUAAACUCUUCGAGUUAAUAUGAAUUUGUUGAUUUUCAUCAGAAGAGUCAUAAGACAAAGUAUUGAUCCAUUAAGAUGCGCCUGGACACGCCGGUGAAGCCCGACCAUGUCCGGUUCGUCUGUAUCGGGUGCACCCAUGGCGAGCCCAUUGAGCCCUCGUCCCUGCCGCCAGGAGACGUGCUCCUGAUCGCUGGAGACUUCACCUCCUGCGGAAUGCCCCAGGAGGUGCAUGCCUUCAACAAGUUGCUCGGCAGCAUGAAGCACGCCUUCAAGGUCGUCAUCGGCGGCAACCACGAAUGCACCUUCGAUGAGCAGUUCUUGCGAUCGAGUUGGUUUCUGGAAAUUCUCCGUUUUUUGCGACUUGAAACUCUUGUUUUUCUCUGCGCCCUCCUCGUCUCUCGGUGACCCUCUCGUGUUGACGUGGUGUCUUUAUGUUUCUGACCCCGCCGGUGAGGGAACAGAGAGACGCAGACCCUCGAAAACUUCCAAGUCGCUUCGAACGGGCUAUAAAAAAUUCAGCGUUUGUGAAUGAUGCAUUCAAGUGGGAAAUGAAAUUAAAGUAAAACUUGGAGAAGUGAAAAAAAUCUGGAAAAACUUCAUAUUUCAUGUUUUUGGAUCCUUAUUGGGAAUGAUCUGAUAUCAUAAAGUUGGCCAGAAUGUUUUUCGUUUCUUAAAUCAUGAACCUGAACAUUUUCUUUAAGUCUGUUCAGUCUUUGAAGGAUAAAUCAUCGCUCAAGCUCCGCCCCCAAUAUUUCGAUAAGCCAAUUAGAGAACGAGCCAUCUACAGAGCGUCUUUGAAGGACGUCAUCGUAUUUACCAUUUAAAAUCUGAACAAGAUAAAGUUCUCUAAAGAAAUUGAGGUAAAGUCUCAAAAUAGCUCAUUUUCCAACUUUUGAUGGUCUUCUUUACUAAAAUUGGGAAGUUGUGAAAUUACUCACUCAGUAAAUCAAAGAGUAUUCGGCCAAGUUUCAAAAAUGUUCCAACCCCUAAAAGAAUGACUUUGUUUAUCAUCUCUUUCCCUACCCACGAAAACCUUCAGACAAGGCUUCCGAAGCCAAGGAGAUGGCUCUGAAACACGCGCUGCACUCGGCGAUGGCGUCGACCUCCAAGACGCCGCACGCCAAGCAGCUGCUCAGCAACGCCCUUUACCUCGAAGACAGCGUCAUCGAGCUGUUCGGCAUCACUAUCUAUGGAACCCCAUGGUAUCUUGAAGCCUUAGGAGACCGAACCGUUCUUACCAUUGGACCUGUAGGCAACCAAAAGUCGAUAAUUGGGCUUUUAAUCUUCCCCGAGGCCAGUCGCUGCUCGACAAGUGGAAUCUGAUUCCAUCCGGCGUCGACGUCCUUCUGACACACACGCCGCCGCUAGGUUGGUCUUCUGGAGACUUUUCAGGUUUGAGAAAGAGUUUCAGGACAUGGCGAUCAGAUGCUGAACGGUCAGAGGAUGGGGUGCGUCGAGCUGCUGAACACGGUCUUCAAACGCGUCAAGCCAAAGUACCACGUCUUCUCGCACAUUCAUGAAGGUCGCUAUUUUAUCCCUGGAGCGCAUGUGCUCAAAUUCUUCGUUUUUGUUUUUGCGAUCUUUUCGAAACAAAGUUCUUGUCAAAAAAAUUUAGUUUCACCUGAAGCUUCAUUUUUGAAAAGCUGAUAAUAUGAAUUUUCUUCAGGCUACGGCUGUACAACCGAUGGCUACACUAAAUUCAUUAAUUGCUGCGCCUGCGAUGAAAAUUUGGAGCUGAAGGUAUGAAUAACGAUUUUUUUAACGCAAUGCGAAAAAGUUCAGAAUGAUCCUAUAAUUUUCGACAUUCCCGUCCAUCCGCACACUAAACAGUUCUAUCUUCAGAACGUCAAGAAAAUAGUGAAACGGUUCCAAAAAUCUAAAAAAUAAUAUCAAGUACUAACCGAAGGCCGUAUGAAGGUCCGCGAAGUUGAAAAAGUAGGAUUCAAUUCUUCGAAAUCAGAAUAAUUUCGUUUUAUAACUCAUUCAUAAUGCGUAAACCUUCAAGCGGCUUCGAAAUAUUUUUUUUAGAAAAACAUUCCAUUUUUCUUGAUUAUAUAUAUCGCUCGCUUGUCACUUGUCCCACAGACUCGACCUUUCAAAAAUGUAUUUUUCCCAGGAAAAAAGGUGGACUUUAUCACCUGCCCUUAUAUUUUUUCGCGUUUUUCGGGUGUCUGUGAGAGCAAAAAAAUAAAGGAAAAAUAAUAUAAUAGCCCUCAUUAUCCGUUCGCAAACGACCUUUUUGUUUGGGUAUUUGAGUAAUCCAAGCUUCCGUUUCAUGUAAAUUGUUAACAAAGUUUCCCUGGAAAAUCUAUUUGCCUUGAAACCAUACCAUAUAACUUUGCAGUUUUUCCAAGCUUCUCAAAAAUAUAUAUUCCUGUAUUUUUUUUUUGGAAAUUAUUAUUUUUUUGUGUCUUCCCAUGUGUACCUGUUCCCCGUUCUGUUCAUAUCUCUCUCGAAAAUAAAAAUCCGUCUCAAAAAGUUCACGAAUCCUGACCAAAUAGAGUUUGGGGAAAGACGAUAUCGUGGCGGCAAUAAUAUGGAAAUGAAAUGGCGGAGAUUGGUCCCAAAUGGAGGCAAUGAGCAACUGAGAGAAACGUUUUUUUUCCAUUUUUGUUGGAUUUUUUUUCGAAAUCAGAAAAGUUCUCCUUGUUUAGUUUGAACUUUUGAACCAACCCAUAAACUUCUGAUAAACGAAAAAUAAGCAUCACGGGUAUAGUUCAACUAACAAUCGCGCGACGAAUUUCUAACCAAACACACCGAUUGAUACGAUCCUCGGGGACGCUUAUCGGCUGCCCAUUUCGUCAGUCUUACGUUUUUUUUUCACACUUUCUCUUCCAGAGGUCGAGCUUCCAAAUCACUCGAAAGAAAAAAAAAAUUCAGAUCUAUGCUUUUCAAGCUUGACUGGUUGCGGUAAUUACCCUGCAGGUGUUCCGAAUAGCUGGAAUUCGAAAAUGGGACGGCGUGGGCUACUUUUGACGUUGCAAGGAUCCUUUGACGUUGAAAGAAGCUCGAGAUUGUAACAUUUUUUUGAAGCUUUGUGAUUACUGUACGGGAAAGGACGCGGACACUAUCACGUUGUGGACAUUUUAUCUUACGCGCUCUUUCAAAUUUUAGUUUUUUUUUCUUUCUGUUUCCUAUCUUUUUUUUAGAUUUCACAUUUUUCUUGGGGUCAACUCUGUUUUUGAGCUUUUAUAAACUGUUACAAAGAUGAUUCGCUAUUAGGUUUCAGUAAACUUAAUGAGAAAUUUUUAAAUUUUGAGCUUCGAAUUUAUGUUUGUCUUUCCGCUAUAGUUUUUCCCGUCAAUUUUUUUUAAACUACAACUCUUUUUUUAGGAUUCUAUUGAAGAUGGAAGAACUUUGUUGGUCCACUUUUUUCAUGGGAGGCAGGCGAUAAGUACUUGAAUAUCGAGAGAAGGUUUUCAUUUAUUAUUUUUUUGGAAAUUUCGCGUUUUUCCAAUGUAAAUCUCUUCAAGGAAAAAUAGCUGUGACUAAAAAUCCUCGUUUUCCCAAUUUUUGAGUUUCUAGCGGUUUUUUCAAUCCGAAAAUCAUUCCAGUCGAUCAUGAAACUUUACCUGAAAAACUUUUAUCGAUAGCCGUCUAUUUAAUAUCUAGGUAUGAUUUUCCUAAUUUGAAAUUUGAUUUACAAGUUUCAGAAUAGCUUGCUGUGGUGUUUAGAGGCCCAAAAAUCAGCCAAAGCCUGAAUCAACAUAGAGAACGGCUUUUCGCUCCGAGGCCUUAUUGUGGAACGCCCCAGCGAGCUGUUUUGUUUCAAGUGUGAACUUUUUUUUUUAAAAUUGAUCAUGAGGUAGUUCUUUCAAAAAGCAACUUAUGAGAUAAUCAUAGGCCCAGUUCAGAUUUUUUUGUGUUUUUCAACCAAAAUCACCGGAAAAUUCAUAGCCUUGGGGUCGGAGCUUUGAAAAAUCGCUCCCGUGCUCUUUCCAUUUGCUGCUUCUUUUUUUGUCGCGAAACUUCAUUUAAAACAAAUCGCUUAAAAGUCUGCCUCGGAAACCAGACGGGGAAUCACGAUGUUUGGAGGCCCCAUUGACUCUGAAUUCGAAUUGGUAUUUCGAAUCCGAUUUCCGUGUUGCGUCGUCGUCGUUCGCCCCGUCCUGAAAGCAUUUGUUUGCAUUUGGCAAAUUGCUGUCCCCAUAUCCGACCGCUUCAGUUCUUUUUUUCUCCUUCUGCUUCUUCAUCCCAGCCUUACCUACCGUCCAUUGGCCGGUUAGUUCCGGUGGCUGAGUCGGCCGGCCAGGAAAUUAAUUAGAAAAAAAAACGAAGUCGCCUUUCGCUAUUAACCGCUUCCUGCAACUCUUGCCGCGUCUCGCUGCAUAAAUUUCUCUUUUUUCUUCGAACUUUUGCCUUUUUAUGUGCCAGACGGAGAGAUUGCAACGUUUUAAUUAUUGCUCAAUUCGAUGACUUUUUCAUCCAGGUCUGCGAGUUGGACUGUAGCGAAAACUUGGAAGUUUUUUUUUAAGGAUCGAAAUUUGAAGUUUUCCUUCAACGCUUAUAAAUGGAUGAUUUUCACGUGGUUUUGCUUUCGAAUAGGGACUUGCAAGUUUUUUUCGAUUAGAAAAAAAAAUUGAAGAUUUUAUUGCUUUAAUCAAUUAAUCAAAAGGACUUUUUUGAGUAUCUUCGUCUCAGACCCCUUUGAGGCCCAAAAAUUGAGCAUUUCAGUUUCGUGAGAUGUUUUGUUAAAAGUUUCAGAAAAAACGCUUUUUUAAACUUUCACCUUUCGAUCAACAAAGCCACGACAAAAUUAUUCCAUGUAACUUUUCAAAAGUCGAUGUUAUGCAUAUCAAAGGAACUUUCUACUUAACAGGAAUUUUCCAACUUUGUAGGUGUUUUCGAAGAAGCUCCUUUUACUUCAAACUUUAAAAAUCACAGAUUUUAUGCGGUAUCGAAGAUUUGAAAGUACAAAGUAAAAAACUAUGUCUUCGACCGACCUGUGACCAUUUUCUUUUCUAAUUUCUUCUUCAGAGAUUCCUGAGUUUUGAUUAAUGUGAUCCUAGUCAGGUGAAAUUUAUGAGAAAAAAUUCUACCGUAUUCUCCAAAGUUUUCUCCAGACUUCUGAAGCCUCUGGCACUCAAUUUUCGGACUUAAACUCUCGAAAAGACGGAAAAACAUUCGAUUUCCAAGAUUUUAAUCGAGAAAUUAUGAGAAAAGGCCGAUGGUUUCAAUUGACUCGGGGACGGCUUCGAAUUUCGGUUGGUGGCUUGUUGGAGGUCGCCUCGGAUAUUGCAAAAUUUGCUGCUUGUUUGCCCUUCUCCGUUUACUCCCACCAUCACCAACACUCGACUUCAUCUUGUCUCCCCCACCCCGACGUCUUCUGAGAUCAUUUCUAUUUUCGCCCUCCUUCUUUAAUCCUUAAUUUUCUAAUUCGAGAAGGAAAAAAAAAUCGGAAAUGACGUCAACCCACGCUUUGCAGAAGUUACACGCGGCCAAAUAACUUUUUCUUCUCGUUUCAAACGGAUAAAAACAUUGUAAAGACGUCAUUUUUGCGGUUCUUGGUUCAAAUUUGGACUAACGUCACAAAGUUCCCAGUAUUCCUUCAAAACAAUCUAGGAUUUUCUGUCCUCAACAGGAAAUUGGUGUCAUUUUUUGAGUUAUAAAAAACUAUUAAUUUUUGGUUUUUUGAAAAGUUUUCAGAUAUAAAAACAGCGCUGAUGAAUCAAAAGCAGUUUUGAAAGCUGUUGUCUCAAUAUCAAAAGCUCAAUCGUUUCAGGACCUUUUUUGGAAAACAUUUCAGGGGUUUUUUUUGAUGCAAUGGCUCUGUACAAAUGUCUAUAUUAACAAAAAAAAUUAAAUAUAAAAAAAAAUAACUUUUUUUCCAGCUUCAUCAUCUUCACAGGAAAUCUUUUGAGGAGAAUAUUCAUUUCUGCAACUUUUUCUCAUUUUCUGUGUUUUUUUGAGCCGGAAGUUCAAAAGACCGUCGGAAACUCUCCAUUAGUUAAUUAUCAAAAUAGCCACGCCUUUGUUUCGAGAAUCCGACGCGUAAGCGGUCGCGUCGCGGCUCACCGGCGCCAAUUUAGACACCUCGAUUAUGUUAUCAGAGUUUUCCCAGGCGCUGCCGUGUCGCCUCUCUUUUGUUGACCUUUUUGAGCGGCUUAAAACUAAGAUGUUGCUUAAGUGAUUAAUUUGAUCAUUGAGCGAUUUUUUUUUUCUCUUCUGGCUUCCGUUUUUAGUUCUCUUACUGAGGAAUUUGCUUUCGAGGUUAAUUUUUUUCAAAUUGUCUGUGAAUCAAAAAGAAGUGCUAGAUGUUUCACAAGGUUUUUCAAGUUUUUUUUCGGUUUCAGUGUUUUUUUUUUCGACCUUUUAUCUGGCUUUGUCAGCCAAAUUCGGUUUGAAAGUAUUAAUCAACGUUCAGAUUUUUACUUAGUUCAAAAUUCAUGAGCGGCUAUUUUUUCCGUUAAAUCGAUCGAAAAGGUACUAAUGUCCCUAAUGAAACGAUUUUACUGUAUGAAAGUUAUGUUCCUUGUGAAAGGAAAUUUUCCCAGGAUCCUUCCUGCGCCUCAAAAAGGUUUAUAAGCCUUUCGAUAAGUUAAAUUCAACAAACUGAACUAUACCGAUCGAUUCAACCAAAAAAAAACGAAUCUUUCCAAAAAAGUGUGUUAACAUUAUUUGCCCAACGGGUCAUGCGCCGUUCUUGUUAUCAGUCCUGAGCGAGGCUUGUGUUGCCACCUCCAAGAGGCUACCGACCGACACAAAAUGUCUCGAAUUUCAAGUUGAACUGCUCGGAGACGACACCGGCGAUGAACAACUCGACGACCGCCUGGGACGAUGACGACGAGUGCGGCACGUCGCUUAUCGACGAGAAUUUCGUCAGAAUCCCCGUCAUGUGCGUCUACGUCGUCGUGUUCGUCGUCUGCCUUCUUGGUGGGUUUUGGGGAGGUUUCAGGAGGAAAAUAAUACCUUAAGAUUUUCUUUGUAUGUGUCCGUUUUACCAUAGAUAAUACAUUGAUUUAGUCUGUUGAAUAUCAUAAAAAAGGAAUUUUUAUCUAUUAGAACAUUUUAUUUUUAAGUGUAACUUCUGAUGAAGCUUCAGUUCACUAUGUAGAAGUUCAUGAGUGAGUUCAAAUUUUGAUCAUAAAGGAGAUUAGGCGAGUAUUUCGGAAAGGACUACUUGAGGAACUUUUCCUUGAAAGACUUCUUAAGUGAUUUUACUGGAUGUUUUCUCUCAAAGUUGCUGCAAAUUGGAGAAAACUAACACUUAUUGGUACUUCCAACUCAUUUUAAUGCUGUGCUCAAAAUCAUUUCCGCGAAAUACAAAAUUAUCUCUGACUCUCCAAAAAUUAGUUAUCUUUUCCCCUCUCUAACGACUAUUUAUAAUCUUGUGGAAAUAUUUAGAUUACGGCGUAAUUUUUCGUUUUGUUCCGUGAUUGAAAUGUCAAAGUCGAUGGCAAAUCAAGGAAGUUUCACGAUUUUUAUUUCCGAAAAGCGAGUAGACUUUCGAUUGGUUCGGUUUCAAGCAAAUUUCUUGAUUAUUUUUUCCUGCGGGUGCUCAAAUUAUCACAGAUCAGACGAUUGCUUUUUACGACGUGAAUUGGCACGUGCCGCCUUUUUCGAUUCUCACACAAUCAGCACAAUUUUUAUGAGUUCUCAGACCAGAUUUCGCUUUCGACAAGGAAUAAAAGUCUGGAAAAAAGUUCUGAUGGAACUGAGGGAUAGGUCGGAGUAAUUGAAAUGGAAUGGUUCAAUUUUAACCAAUCUAUGUUUUUUAUGGAAUAUUUUCAGGAAAUCUAUUCACGAUACUGGUGAUAACGACGCAUCCGAUGAUGCGAACGGCGACGAACUUCUUCCUGGCCAAUUUGGCCGCCGCAGACCUUCUCGUCGCCAUUUUCUGUAUUCUUCAGAAUAUGAUUCAUAUUGUGGGCUUCGACCACGGCAAUUGGCCAUUGGGUUCGUUGGUGGAACUUUUUUCUGUGGAAAAAGUUGAAGAUAUGCUUCCAAUUAUAACUAGAAUCUAUUCCGGUGGGAAAAAAAGAGUCUCUUUUAGUGACCCCUAUGUUUCGAUAUUAGCUUGGAGACAAGAUUCAGAAUAGGAUAUAGACAAACUUUUUGAAACAAGCUUUUUAAAAAAAAUUUCCGAGCUCUUUGAGCACAUCAAAGUGGUAACUUCCAGGCGAGCUCCUGUGCAAAAUGUAUUUAAUGGUCCUGCAUCUGGUACCGUGUACCAGCGUUGGGAUUCUUGUCUGUGUUUCUUUAGAAAAGUAUAUAGGUUGGUUCAAAACAUUCUCCUUUAAAAUGUUCAGUUAUUCAUUUUGUAAUUUCCAGCUGUUCUUCAUCCCUUGACGGCGAUGAAAGUGCUGACGAAUCGGCUAAGGAUGAUAGUCACUAUUGCAAUUUGGAUGAUCUCCCUGUCAUUGAACUUGCCGUUUUUCUUCCGAGCCAAACUCUACACUUUCCAUGAGCAUGCCGCUUGCACCAGAACUCCGUAAGAGUUUCUUUACUUGAUUUUAGAAGUUUCAUUUAGAAGAUUGGGCAGGUAUAAAAUUUUGAGAAAUUGCUGAAACUUGACUAAGAAGUACUUUAAUUAACCUAAAAUAUAACCAAAUUUUCACGCUUUUGAGUCAAAUUAUGCAGCUUAAAAGACUCAAUGAAUCCUCAUUUUUUUCCAAUCUAAAGCUUUACGACACUAUAACUCGAUUAAAACUCGAAUUAUCUAAACAUUUACCAUGUUUUUCGGAACUACGACUCUCAAAAUUGAUAUCCAGUUUCAACUGUCCUUCAAAAAAGAUCGGAUUUUACAGCACCUUGCUUCCAAAAUAAUUUUACUGGGCCCUUUAACAAAAAAAAAGUUUUUCAGAAUGCCAUUCUGGAUCACGAUGUCGUUCUUCAUCUGGUAUAUAAUUCCGUUGAUCGUCUUGGGCUUCAUCUACUCCCGAAUCGGCGUCCUUCUGUGGACCUCGGGCAGUCGAAGUGUGAGCACGAGGCAAAGCAGUGGUGAGCCGCAACUGCUCGAAUAUUAUAUUCCAUCUGUGGAGUCUACAGACUCGCAAGGAAGCGCCGGCGUCAGCUGGCAGAUGGCCAAUGGGCGAAUCGUCGUCUACAAGCAGGAGAGUCUCCUGCAGGUGCCCGACGAACGCAAGAAGGAGCCAAGAAGGCCCAAGGAGACCGAAGGGCGGAGGAAGGUUUGCUAAGAGUUGGUUUUGAGGAACGGUUCAUUCGAGGCAGUUACUUGAAAAUCUUGAGGAGAUUGUUCAAAAAUUCGUCUCGCUUUUUGAGAAGUCCUGGUAAGAGAUCAUUUCACUAAAUUUCGUCUUCUCCAGCUUUUUUUUUUGCAUUUCUGAAGAACCAAUAAGGAAGCCGUGCUUUCUCUCUGUUAUAUCUUUGAAAUGAUAGCUUGAAAGUUUCUUUAAAAACAUUUAUUCAUUUUUUGGUUUAGGUGGUCCGACUACUUUUUGCGGUCGUAUUGUCCUUUGCUCUACUUACCUUGCCUCAUCACGCUAGGCUGAUCCAUUCGGUUGGUUUUUUUUGUUUUGCUGAAAAUGGGUGAUUCAAAAAAUAUCACUCUUGUUCACUAUUGGGAUUAUCAACAAUAUCGCGGUAGGACCUUGUCUCAUCGGUUUGGCCUUUAAGCGGUACAAAACCGUAAGAAGAAGAAGAAGAAGAAUGUAAUCAAAAACCAAGGAGAAAUAUGGAAAGUGAGAGGAAAAUCUCAGAGCUGGUCCGUCUCGGCACACUGUUCAUCUGACUGGACGAGCCUCCUCCAGCCGUUCAGCUACAUCUGCCUCUUCGUCUCCUCGGCCAUCAACCCGAUUCUCUACGCAUUCCUCUCGAGGAGAUUCCGCAACGCGGUCGCCGACAUCCUACAAUGCCGGUCCCUCGCCAAAUAAUUAGCUCGAAAAUACAACGACAUUUUUUUUCCAGAAAAGGCGUGUUCUCGAAGAUUUCGAGGUCGCGCAACCGGACGCUCGUGUCCGACGUGCCGCCGGAAGAGUCGAGGUGCAACAGUCCCCAUCCGAUGAUCCGGAUGAAUCGCCUUCGGUGA